CCGUUGGAACAAAAAAACCAGUUUUAUUUGUUUGUUUUUUUUUAAUUAUUAUAAUUUGGUCUUAAAUUUUAUUUUCCCCGAAGAAAAAUAAAAUAAGAAACGUUUCGGAUCUGAGAGGGGUGCGAUGGAUUUUAUACGACAAUGAUGAAAUCAGCAGCAAUCAUUCUUCUGUGGCUCUGAAAAUUCGAUUCUCCUUCGGUUUCCUUGUUGUUGUGUUGCCUUUUCGAUUUAAUUAAUGUUUCAAAUCUGACGCCAUGAGGAAGAAGCUGGAUACCCGUUUCCCUGCUGCCCGGAUUAAAAAGAUUAUGCAAGCUGAUGAGGACGUUGGGAAGAUAGCAUUAGCGGUGCCUGUUUUAGUGUCUAAAGCGUUGGAGCUAUUUUUGCAAGACCUUUGUGACCGUACCUAUGAGAUAACCCUCCAAAGAGGAGCUAAAACCAUGAACUCACUGCAUCUAAAGCAUUGUGUACAGAGCUAUAAUGUGUUUGAUUUUCUGAGGGACAUCGUCAGCAGAGUUCCGGACUAUGGUCAUGGUCAUUCUGAUGCUGCUACUGAUGACCGAACCAUUUCAAAAAGAAGAAAACCACCAGGUGAUGAAUGCAAUGACAGUGAUGAAGAAUUGAAGAGGAGCAAGAUGCUUGAGAUAAACCAUGGCAGCAGCAGUGGCAGAGGGAGAGGCCGGGGUCGAGGACGAGGCCGUGGACGUGGUCGGACAGCUGAAAGAGAGAUUUCACACCAUGAGACUGAAUCUGAACCCUGCACAUCUCUUCAGCAGACCAUUAUACCUAAUCCAAACCCUGGAAUGGUGGCGGAUGAUGUUUCCGAGUCGAAGGAUGUAUUGAGGGAAAAUGUCACUGUCCCUGAUGAAACUGAUCCAGCAGUUCGAAAUUUUGAUCUGAAUGCUGAUGUAAAUGAUAACGAGGACACAAAAGCUGCAGCAAGAGCAGCCCAAGCUGGAGCAAUGGCAUCCCAAGCAGCCCCAGUGGCAUCCCAAGCGGCCCCAGUGGCAUCCCAAGCAGCCCCAAUGGCAGCCCAAGCUGGAGCAAUGGCAUCCCAAGCACCCCCAGAGGCAUCCCAAGCAGCCCCAAUGGCAGCCCAAGCCUCAUCAGCCGGACCUAUUUCUGAGCCUAAACAUGAAGAAUAUCCUGGGUGGUCUCUCGCUGAUGUGGAUAGAAUGGCCAUUGAUCCUCUUCAACUUGCAAAUCUGAGCAGAAGGCUAGACGAGGAUGAAGAAGAUUAUGACGAAGAGGGCUGAAUUCCACUUGAUGGCUUAUUGUCCCAAAGCAGGGUAGCGGGAACAAGAUCAGUGGAAAGCUCUUGAAGGAAAAUUAAAUAAAAGUAAUACAAAAGGUGGAAUAGUGACCUAAUUGGAGAUGAAAUGGCCAGUGCACUUUGUCCCAACAGAGAGUCGGAAUUUCUUAUCCUGUCCAAUGUUAGUAUCGUAGCAUUUGUUAACAUCCAUUUCCAGAGGUAGCUUUUCCGUGACGAUGACACAGAGGAUAGCCUCUGCAGUAUGACACUUAGCAGUGUAUGGAGAAUCUGGCACCCUUGAAUAGUGGUGGAUUGCCCUAUGAGUGGUUUGCCUUUUAAUUUACUAUGUUUGUCAUAGAUUUCUAGGACAUUUAGUAGCUUGCUCCUCGUUAUCUUGUGAAAGCUAUUAGUUCUGUUAGGCUUUUCAAUUAAUCUUCUGACCCGUGAACUGGAUUUUGUUUCCCUUGCUCUCUCUUACUCUUUUCGCUCCUAAAGAAGUUCCGCAAUGAAACGG
Malus domestica (apple) is the source of this 1763-nucleotide messenger RNA. RefSeq lists its product as uncharacterized. NCBI's taxonomy places the organism in Eukaryota, Viridiplantae, Streptophyta, Magnoliopsida, Rosales, Rosaceae. The record is from RefSeq and is a predicted model, not a curated record. Gene Ontology annotation, molecular function: core promoter sequence-specific DNA binding; protein heterodimerization activity; RNA polymerase II general transcription initiation factor activity. Gene Ontology annotation, cellular component: nucleus.